Molecule: messenger RNA, 795 nt
Organism: Closterium sp. Yama58-4
Lineage: Eukaryota; Viridiplantae; Streptophyta; Zygnematophyceae; Desmidiales; Closteriaceae
Source: the annotation of a GenBank genome assembly
AUGGCAUCUGAAGCCGAUAAGUCCAACCCUGGGCUGGUCGCUGCCGCCGAUGCGCCCGUCGAAAACGGAAGCUCAGACGCUCCAGAUACGAUAAACGGUGCGAAUCCAGAUGGCUCCGGUGCCGCGGAAGCAGCGGGAGACGCAGUUGCAGCAGAAGCCGAAGCUGCUGCAGGCGGAGGGGAAGGAGCAGGAGGGGAGGGUGGUGUAGGUGGUGGCGAGGGAGCGAAGAAGGCGGGAGAGGAGGGCAAGGAAGGGACGGCGAGCGAGGUGCAGGCGAAUCUGGAGAAGAAGAAGGCGCGCGCGGAGCGGUUCGGGACGGAGCUGACGAUCAGCGAAGCGGAGAAGCGCCGCCUGCGCGCCGAGCGGUUCGGCACUGCGGACGCCACGCCUGCGGCGGAGGACGCCAAGAAGGCGGCGAGAGCCGCCAAGUUCGGAAUCAAGGCGGAUAAGGACGCCGGGAAUGGCGCGGGCGGUGGGAGCAGCGCGGACAAGGCCGCGGAGGAAGCGCGGAAGAAGGCCCGCGCUGAACGGUUCGGCACGAGCCAGCUCUCCGCGCUGAGUGCGGAGGAGGCGGCCAAGAGGGAGGCCCGAGCCAAGAAGUUCGGCACGGGGGGAGACGGAGCAGCGUUGUCUGGAGGGGAUAAGAAGAGAGACACGUCCGCCAAUCCUGCGGACAGCGAGCUCGAGGCUAAGAAGAAGGCUCGGGCGGAGAGGUUCGGCACAUCCGCGCCUGCCGGGGCUGAUGCUGGGGCUGCCAAAGAUGAGGGCGGCGCUGUUGCGGGCAGCAGCAGCUAA